AUCAAGGUUCUCAAAGUUGCCACCGAAUCACUUAAAUGAUGGGGCCAGAAAGGUUUUUAGGGUGACACACCAAACUGGCCCUUGCUGUAACUCUGGGAGAGUUUAGCACGUCUACAUUUAUUAGCUGCAGCCGUUGCUAGUGUAGCGUACCAAAGGCCAACAGAUUGGUUAUUUGUCCACUGUAAGGUCAGAGGUCAUCACACAGAAGCAUCCAGGUUGUUUCAUGUGCUUGGGGUAUUAUGUGCCACAUCUUAACUGUCUGGUCUGCAAACCAGUAAACACACUGCUCUACGACCUUGUUACCAGGAAGGGAAGCCAUGAUAAAGUCCUUCUCCUGACUCCUUUAUUUGAGCAGCAAACCCAAGGUCCAUGCAGAAGACGAGACUUUUACUCUGAAUAAUCUUCUCCGGCUUAUAAAUGAUUAUAAUUUUAUAAGUGUUAUAUAAUCAUAUUUUGUGAUCGAACAAUAUGUUGAAAUCCAAAGAGUUUUAAUAAUGUGUCCUAUACUUUAAUUAAUGACUGAUGGGUUAACAUGAAUAUUUUCCUGUAAUGAUUCAUUUUGGAUCUUAAAUUAGACCUGAUCAGUAAUUCUCCAAUUUGAUGUUAAUCUAUCAGUAUACUAUCGUUAAUGGUUUAACAUUUCUGCCUCACAUUAAGAAUAACCUCUCUAAGUAUGUAAGUAAGUCUCUAAAUAGUUAGUAACCCUAACCCAUUUCCCCACUAAUCUAUUCUAUUCUAUUAUGUUGCAUUCUAUUCUAUUCUAUGUGGGCGACGGUGGCACAGGAGUUAACUGCUCGCCCUGUAAUCGGAAGGUUGCAGGUUCGAGCCCCACUCAGUCUGUCGCUGUCGUUGUGUCCUUGGGCAAGACACUUAACCCACGUUGCCUGCUGGUGGUGGUCGGAGGGACCGACCUCGCCUGUCAGUGCGCCCCAGGGCAGCUGUGGCUACGUUGUAGCUCACCACCAGUGUGUGAAUGUGUGUGUGAAUGGGUGAAUGACUGAUUGUGUUGUAAAGCGCCUUUGGGGGUUCCAGGACUCUAGAAGGCGCUAUAUCAAAUACAGGCCAUUUACCAUUUAUUCUAUUCUGUUCUAUUUUGUUCUGUUCUAUUCUAAGUUCACACUUUCUUUACAAAACUCCCUAAAACGUGUUUUUGUGCUAGCAGGACCAUAGACAUCUAUGUUUGUGUAGGGCAGGUUUGCGGCUACAUGAAGUAGCCAAUCGCAGUAGAGACCUUCUAGCCAAUCAGAGGCGAGAAAGGCGGGUCCUUCCUUGGACAUACUCCGAUUCUAAAUAAUGGCUGUGUCUCAAUUCAGGGUCUGCAUCCUACGUCGGCCGGAUUCGUCGGCCGGUUACGUCACAGCGCCGCGACUCGGCCUGUCCCAAUUCGAAGACUCCUUCAAAUGCGGUCGACGAAUGCGGCCUUCUUUUCGCCUGAAUGAAGGAUGGGUCCGGUGUAUCCUUCAAUAGGUAGCAUUUCCCAAGAUGCCUUGCAGGCCAGCCGGCAGAAAAACUUAAAAACAAUGGCGGACAGCAAGCGGGAGCUGUCGGAGAGGAUUGCGCAUAUAAAUGUCAGUAUAAACUUGAAAACUGUUAGGUUAAUGACUUUUUGUGAUACAUGAACGUUAUUUUAGUUAGAAAUGUUACAGUAAAAGUGCUUGUAUUGCAGUCUCGGCUCGUAUGUUCGGCCGCUCGGUGUCGUACUUCUCCCGCUACGUUUCCCCCUGAUUUUAAUAGAAGUUUGUAUUUUAGGUACAAGAGAAAACCAGGGAAUUUAUUAAGCUUAGGGCGGAGACGGACCACAUGAUCACCGGAGCAAAGUAUUCGGCGGCUGUGGCAUGGAGACUAUUCUGGAGAAAAUGGGCAUCCAGGGGAAGGUGCCAGCGAUGACCAGCUUCUGGAGCUGAUCAGGGAGGACAUGAGGCUGCAGAUGGAGGCAGAGCAGCAGAGGGCACAGGAGAGAAGGGAGAACUUUGACAGCUUUUUACUUUGCUAGAAAAAAUGGUUAAGGAAGAUUAAACAUGUACAUAUAAAAGAAAUAUCUAAAUAAAAUCAGUUCUGUAUUAAACUCUUGAAUUUUAUUUUGGUUUACAAAUGAGAAUUGUUUACUAGAGGGUAUCCCGCUGGGUCUUAAAGUCUUAAAAGGUGAUAAAUCGGUUUUGGUCAAAUGAAAACCCUUAGAAAGUAUUAAAAACUAUUAUCACAUCUUUACUCAGGAUCAGCUUGUCUAAAGUAUUUUCUUUGAAUUAGCUCUCCAACAGUCAAGGAAAUGAUUAAAGAUCUAAAUAAAACUUCCAGCUCCAUCGUUUACAGUUCCUUCUCCCUUCUGCUCAGCGGUUCCACUGUUGCUAGGCGACGGAACGUUCGCCGAGGGAGAGGCGGGAGUUCAUGAAGGCUAGGCCUGUCCAGGGUUAGGGUUAGCAGCCGUUAACAUCCGGUCUACCCGGCCGACGGAGGACGCAGCCCACGUCGGCGGGUGGGCUGCGUCCUUCGAAGGAUGCAGACCCUGAAUUGAGACACAGCCCAUGACGCGUCCCGGACAGAGCAGCAAUGGGGGCGGGGCUCUGGUUCUGAUGUUGCUACUUCCUGAGACCGAACCGCUCCUUCCGGUCCGAUCCAUUGUUCAGUGGAGAGUUUUCCACAUGCUGACCUCCAGCGGAGCUCCGGGCUCCUCCGGUCCGUCCAGCCGGGAGGCGGGAGCCGUGUAACGGUACGCGGAGAGCCGGAUGUUAGCUUCGCAGCUACAAGUCUCUGGGUCCGACCCGCCCAGAACCAGAACCAUGCAGAACGGAACUUUCUCCAGCUACUCCUGGAUAGACUUCAUGUUCUCCGUGGUCGGAGUGUGCACCUUCCUGCUGGACUGGGGCUGCGACCUGUGGGUGGCCCGGGAGUUCUACUGCAACCGGGACUUCUUCUGGUUCGGAGUUCUGGUCGGCCUCAUGGUCCUGUCGUCUGUUGUGGUGCAGAUGUUCAGUUGGUUCUGGUUUCAGUACGAUCGAAAGCUACCAGGGUUCGGUUCUGGGUCCGAGUCGGUGCUCUGCGGAGACCGAGGGAGGAUCUUCUGCCUGCUUCACGUGCUGCAACUGGGCUUCCUGUUCAGACACGUCUCCGCCAUACGCCAGGGCUUCAGGGUGUGGUGGAGGAAGGAGGGGGGCUCGGAGUACGCCGUCUACCUCACGCACGAUCUGAGCAUGCUCCGUCUGAUCGAAACCUUCUGUGAGAGCGCUCCUCAGCUCAUCCUGAUGAUCUACGUCAUGCUGCGCACCAACAAGGCCAAAACCGUUCAGUUUGUGAGCGUCGCCGCAUCCACCACCUCCAUCGCCUGGAUGGUGGUGGACUACCACCGCUCCCUGCGGGCCUUCCUCCCGGAUAAAGCCAAGCAGCGCUGGGGUUCCUCUCUGAUCUACUUCCUGUGGAACCUGCUGCUGAUUGGUCCUCGUUUGGCCGCUCUCGCCCUCUUCUCCUCUGUGCUGCCCGGUUUCAUCGCUCUUCACUUUGCUCUGCUGUGGCUCGUCUUCUUCAUCUGGGCGUGGAGACAGAGGACGGACUUCAUGGACAGCGCCGCGGGGGAGUGGCUUUACCGCUCCACGGUGGGGCUCAUCUGGUAUUUCAGCUGGUUUAACGUGGCGGAGGGCCGGACGCGCAGCCGGAGCCUCAUCUAUCAUUCCUUCAUCAUCGUGGACGGAGUGGUCCUGCUGGUGACCUGGUGGUUCUACAGAGACCCGGUUGGAGCAGAACCAUACGCCCUGGUCCUGCUGCUUGCUCUUCCUCUCACCUACCUCCUGGGCCUCCUGCUCAAAGCCUUCUACUACUGCUGCUUCCACCCUAAACUGUGGCGGCCCGCGGACGGACAGAGCAGGCUGCCCGAUGAUCUGCCCGACGCCGACGUGUCCCUCCGAGACUUUUCCAUCCAGGACCAAGCGCCGUCCUGCCAGCUGCUCAACAAACGCAUGGCCCGCCUGGCUGCCAACUUCUACACAAAGCAACCAGUGGUGAGAAGGUCUGAGGGAGCGAGCGGAGCCCAGUCCUCGUGUUGGUGACGUCUGAUCCAGUCUGAACCGGUCCUGGUCCUGUCUGGGUUUAGACACAUGAAACUCUGAGCAGGCCUGAAACUUUUAGUUCUGACCGGUAAACUUCUGUUGGUUCCAGUUCAGAGUCCAGCUGCUGCCUCCUGGAGGUUCUGGAGAACCCAAAAGCGGUUUAGUUUAAACUCUCUUAGAAAUAAUAAUGAUGUGUGUGUGUGUGUGUGAACUGAUCUCCAGAACCGCCGCCGCGGUGACUCAGCAGGUUUGUAGCAGCAGCCCGUGGGAGCGUGUUUAGAUGAGGGCAUUCUAGAAUGAAUGACUUGAUGCAGCCGCUCUGUUGAUGUUUCCUCACACAGCCGAGGUUGGCAUCACCCGCCGUGCACCGCGGCUGUUUUGUAACCUGUUCUCGUGUUUGUUAGCGAUGGUCUGUGGACCACGGCUAACGUAGCGGGCGAAGGCUCGUGCUAGCAUUCCAGCUAAUAAAGAUAAUAAAGUCUUCUGCAGCGUUA
Molecule: messenger RNA, 4531 nt
Organism: Nothobranchius furzeri (turquoise killifish)
Lineage: Eukaryota; Metazoa; Chordata; Actinopteri; Cyprinodontiformes; Nothobranchiidae
Source: RefSeq, a predicted model, not a curated record